AUGCUCUUCCGAUUCUCUCUCCUCCUGCUUCUCCUCCUCUCUCCGGCCUUCGCUUCUGAGUCAGAUCACAAGUAUCAAAAAGAUGACCCAGUUACCCUUUGGGUGAACAAAGUAGGCCCUUAUAAUAAUCCACAAGAAACAUACAACUAUUACAGCCUCCCAUUUUGCCGUCCACCUGGUGAUGCUCCUCACAAAUGGGGUGGUCUAGGCGAGGUCCUUGGAGGCAAUGAACUUAUUGAUAGCCAAAUUGAGAUAAAGUACCUAGGGAAUGUGGAAAGGACCACGUUUUGCCGUUUGAAACUUGAUGAUGCAAAGGUUAAACAGUUCAAGGAUGCAAUAGAAAAUAAUUACUGGUUUGAAUUCUUCAUGGAUGAUCUUCCAUUAUGGGGGUAUGUUGGGGAGCUGCAUCCUGAUAAGAACAGUGAUAGUGGCAAGCAUGUCCUUUACACACACAAGAACAUCAUUGUUAAAUACAAUAAUGAUCAGAUCAUUCAUGUGAACCUCACCCAUGAUGACCCAAAAUCUUUGGAAGUAGGAAGGUCGUUGGACAUGACAUAUUCUGUCAAAUGGAUUCCCACUAAUGUCACUUUUAGACACCGGUUUGAUGUAUAUCUGGAUUAUCCAUUCUUUGAGCAUCAGAUUCAUUGGUUCUCCAUUUUUAACUCUUUUAUGAUGGUUAUAUUCCUAACUGGACUGGUGUCUAUGAUAUUGAUGCGAACACUGAGAAAUGACUAUGCAAAGUAUGCUCGGGAAGAUGAUGAUUUGGAAACUCUGGAAAGAGAUGUCAGUGAAGAAUCUGGUUGGAAACUUGUGCAUGGUGAUGUUUUUCGGCCUCCUCGCAAUCUGGCGCUUCUUUCAGCUGUAGUUGGUACAGGUGCUCAGCUUGCAUUGUUGAUUCUUCUUGUCAUCUUGUUAGCUAUUGUUGGGAUGUUAUACGUCGGACGUGGAGCCAUUGUCACAACAUUCAUUGUAUGUUAUGCUUUCACAUCAGUCAUUUCUGGUUAUGUAAGUGGGGGGAUGUACUCACGUAAUGGGGGUAAAAGUUGGAUUAAAUCCAUGAUCCUUACAGCGUCUCUGUUCCCAUUCUUGUGCUUUGGAAUUGGAUUUAUCUUAAAUACCGUUGCUAUAUUCUAUGGAUCUCUAGCAGCAAUCCCCUUUGGUACAAUGGUGGUUGUCUUUGUUAUUUGGGCUUUCAUCUCUUUCCCUCUAGCACUUCUUGGCACAGUUGUUGGAAGAAACUGGAGCGGUGCUCCAAAUAAUCCAUGUCGCGUCAAGACCAUUCCUCGUCCCAUUCCUGAAAAGAAGUGGUACCUCACACCCUCUGUAGUUUCUUUGAUGGGUGGACUGCUUCCUUUUGGCAGCAUAUUCAUCGAGAUGUAUUUUGUAUUUACUUCCUUCUGGAAUUACAAGGUGUACUACGUCUAUGGCUUCAUGCUACUGGUUUUUCUGAUUCUCAUUGUUGUUACCGUAUGUGUGACAAUUGUGGGGACAUACUUUUUAUUAAAUGCUGAGAACUACAACUGGCAAUGGACUUCUUUUCUUUCAGCAGCCUCAACAGGUGUUUAUGUAUAUUUUUACUCAAUAUACUACUACUAUGUGAAGACAAAGAUGUCAGGCUUCUUCCAAACUAGCUUCUAUUUUGGAUAUACUAUGAUGUUUUGUCUUGGAUUGGGAAUUCUCUGUGGAGCUGUGGGUCAUCUUGGUUCGAAUUUGUUCGUGAGGAGGAUCUACCGGAAUAUCAAGUGUGACUAA
Molecule: messenger RNA, 1752 nt
Organism: Vicia faba (fava bean)
Lineage: Eukaryota; Viridiplantae; Streptophyta; Magnoliopsida; Fabales; Fabaceae
Source: the annotation of a GenBank genome assembly